This is a messenger RNA of Pecten maximus, 7666 nucleotides long. RefSeq names its product C5a anaphylatoxin chemotactic receptor 1-like. Lineage: Eukaryota; Metazoa; Mollusca; Bivalvia; Pectinida; Pectinidae. Gene Ontology annotation, cellular component: membrane. Gene Ontology annotation, biological process: neuropeptide signaling pathway. The coding region runs from base 394 to 1632 and encodes 412 amino acids. The record is from RefSeq and is a predicted model, not a curated record. The transcript has a single exon. Gene Ontology annotation, molecular function: G protein-coupled peptide receptor activity.
UGUCACUUCGAUGGAUUUGUCUUUUGAGCCAUACACAUGUAACAGAUUAAUGAGUCUAAAGUUUAAUUCAUACGAAACAGAUUUAUCAAAGCGGGAACGUAAAACAAAGAAUGAUGAGUAAAAUUGACUACAUCUAGAGAGUGACACCAGUGAAUCACUGUUUUAAGUACGAUUUUGAAAGGCUCAAGUGUUUUAUUUACAACGAAUAGGAACUCCUCGUUUUGCUCUUCGAUACGCUCUCAACAUCCCAUUGUUUCUUAAGUGCAUGACGUAAUAUUUAAAACAUCCUCGCCGAAGGUAAAUAUGACUGGAUCAAUCGUCUGAUCAGUGAAGAGAAACGGUGCUUUUCUGUCGAAUUCCCUUGAAACAGACAUCACACAGUGAGCAUUAACAAUGGAUGCUACAUCGAACGCCUCAGUAAUGGCGGACAGACUUGAUGAAUGGAAUGACACGCUGUCUCAUCAUAUCAUCCCUGCUUCCGUCAUUUUGAUGAUAUACCUGGUCAUAGGGAUCAUCGGGAACUCCAUCGUCAUUUAUAUACAUACUGUCCGGCUCCAGAACAGCUGGGAGGAACGAUUCUUUAUACCGGUUUUGGCCGUCAUUGACUUGAUAUCGUGUGUCGUAAGUACUUCGUUUAGUUUCUCAAUAAACAUGCUUCCUGUGAAAUACAGCAACGACAGCGCGUGCAAAGUGAUGUUUUUCCUCAACAUGACGUGCACAUUGAUGUCAGCACUUAUGCUUGUCGUCAUAGCCAUAAACAGAUACAGAAAAAUCUGUAAGCCGUUCAGCAAGCAAAUGAACAUGUUCUGGAAGAAAAUCGCCAUUGCUUGUGUCAUUGGAGUUUCUUUGGUCAUGUCCUGGCCUUGUUUCUUCUUCUAUGGCUCCAGAGAAGUUUACGAUGACCACAGCUACACACGUGGAUAUCGAUGUACCAGUGUCCGAGGCCCGUGGUCAACAGUUCAGCCUCUUAUAUUCAAGGCAGCGGUGAUGCUGAUUGUGGCAUUCAUACUCGUGUCGCUUGUGGUAUUUUACGUAUUGAUAGGAAGGAUCGUGUUCAAGCAGAUGCUCUCCCACAAAAAGAAUAGUUCCAAUGUUGGUGCUGCAGCAGAAACUAUGUCACGUGAUUGUAAAUCAUCGCAUUCUGCCAAUACAUCCAAGGUUACGGAAUUGAAUGACACCAAUAAUCGUUCAAUGCAAGAUAACCCUAAUGCCUCUGAUUCUGGAAAUACAUCGGACACUGUUAUUGAAUCAAAAUCUCAAACAGUGAAUUCAGAAUCUGAUGAAAAAGUGCAAAAUAAUCAUCUCUCGGUGACAAAUAAAAAUUGUCACAAAAUGUCGUCGACACCCACAAAUGCAGGUCUGUCAAGGCCUCAUGGAGUGCGUUUGUCUUUGAUCUUCAUGCUGAUAACGCUUGUUUUUAUCAUCUGUUAUGUACCUAAAGUCGGGAUGAUGAUUUACGAAUCACGAAACGAGAGGUUUUGGAUCGAGCUUUCGCCCUUGGAAUUAUCGGGCUACAGGUUUAUAUACACGGCGUUUAUCAUCAACAACAUCGUCAAUCCUAUCAUCUACGGUUUCCUCGACCGCCGAUUCCGUAACGAGGCAUACAGUAUGUGUCGGCGUGGAAAGAAAUGAGUCUUCCUUGUUCAAUAUGACAUCUUUGCAACGGAUUGACCAGAUGCUUGGCAUUUAUUUUUUUAAAAAGAAGUGGUUAGGUACGGUUUGUCCAGUACUGUUAUAAUCUCAUAGGCAGAUUUUCAGGUUACCAUUUCAAGAUUAAGGUUUUUAAGUGGGAUGACACCGUCAAAGUUACCUGGAUAGCUCCACAAAUCACAAAUGAACCACCCUGAACGGGACUGUUAAGCAUGGUAAAACAUAUACUGUAAAUCACUUAUAUUUCGCGAGUACUUAAUUUCGCGAACUCACCUCAUUCGACUUAUUCACGAAUACAUAAUUUCGCGAAUUCUGACCUCAGAAUGACGUUAACAGGUCGGCGAUAUUACCAUGUUGGUAGCCAUUUUGUUUAUGAGAGUCAUGUGACGGUAAAGGAAAAGUCAUGUGAUAUCGAUGUCUGUCUUUGACUCUAUACUGAAUUGUAGGUACCGUACCUGUAUACGUCUCAAGGCUAUAUACAAGUGUCACGCCCGUUCAUAUAUAGUUUUUCUGCAUCAUUUCACCGACAUCACUACGCCGUAGAUCUCCAAUUAAAAAAAUAGUAACCAAAGAUAAUUUGCCGGUCCCAGUUACGGAAACAGUGAACAAACAUGUAGAAUAAAGCGAUGUGAUGUACGACAUACAUGUUAGCUUAUAUAAACAACAGCGCGGGUAAUAAAGUACGUCGUCUAGAAGGUAUUUUAGUCCGAGUUCAACUACAAUAUUAGUGUUCAGCGGGUUUUGUGUGUGUGUGACAUUUUGGUGUUUUGUGAUAUAAAAUUACACUCUGAUAUAAGUAUAUAAUCUAUCAUUCUAUUAUUACUUUAAUGGCGAUGCCUGUUCACCAACUAAAGCUUACGAUAUAAUAAUAAUAAUACAGUAGUAUUUGAAUUUUACCUGAAUAUCCGUCGUUAUAUAGACAUGGAGAUUACAAUUUACUGUAAUUACAAGGAUAAAUACAUGCAUAUCUAAUUGAGUUUCCUUCCUAAUCGCAUGGCCAAGUCCCUUGAUUCGCCUUUUAAACCAUAACUAAUGUUUACCUAUCACGUGUAUAUAAAGAAAUCUUACCUGCCUUAAGUUAUAAAAGGCGACUUUGUAGCACUACAAGGAAGCUACAUAUUGCAUAUAAUAUAAAUGGUUACUAAAAGGGGAGGGGAGUGAUACAAGUAUGUACCAUUUAUGCCCAGUUGGCUACAGACAGUUGUUAAUAUAUCUGUACCGCUGUAUGAACCUACAGUUGUAACCACAUCCGGAACUCUCGUGCCAGUUCCUGUGAGUUGUGCCCUGAAUGAAUCAUAAACAAUCAGCCAUCUCCAUAAGUGGACCAGGUCAAGUGAAUCAAUUGAUGAAACUUCCGUCGACUGCAGAACUAUAACAAUAAAAUUUGUUGAAAUGAUAUUGUAGAACGGCGCAUAUCCGAACAGCUUGGAGAACAUAAUUUUAUAUACGAUGGUUUGUUAUCCCGAUAGGAGUUUAAAUACUGUAAACGUGAUUUUUUUUUUUCGGGGUUAAUUUCGCCAUUUUCAUAUGUAGACUAUACGCGUGGGUGUUAUUUUCGCGAUCGAUCCACUUUCGUUUGUAGUUCAAGAUUACGCAAAUUGAUAUCAAAAUGAUAAUAAUACGCGUGGGGAUAUUUUCGCGAACAAAAUGAGCCCAUGUAAUUAGCGUAAAUUUCCCCCUCGCGUAAAUUUCAACCUUUACAGUAGUUGAAACUUUGGAUAAGCGAACUUCUACAAUAUUAUGAAUAAAAAAAAUGCAAGCCUAUUGAAAAAUAUGUUAAAAUGUUUUUGACACAACCAGGCGUGUAAUAAACGGGUAAACAUAUAAUACAAGCCCAAAACAAAGCAAAUUGCUUAUCAUAAAUAGCUAUAAUGUUUGUCCUUGAAGAAACCAUGAUUUAUUUGCAGCCUCUUGUUUCUUAUAUUUGAAUAUUUAUACUUUUCUUUUUCUUUUCGCUUCCUCUUUUCAAUAGUAAAUCCAAUCCAGCCGCCUUCAUUUCUGGCCUUGUAUGUUACGCAAAAUCAAAACAAACCAAAACAAACCAUUGCUGUUUUUUUAAGUUCAAUGGGACAUCUGUUACACGUAUGUAACUUUAAUAUCAAACUGUUCCUAUGUGCUGUCGACUAAAUAAAAUACAUGUAUAUGAUUUAUUUCGAUUUGCUAAAAUUGAAUAUACAUGUAAAUGUACUUUCUUCAAUUGUCACAUUGUCGUUCUAUGUUAAAAAGGAAAAAAUGAAAUAAAUAUUUAUUUUAAAAUUAAUACAAAAUGUGUAUCUUUCAUGUACUAUAAUUUGAAAAAAAGAUGUUUCAUCUUUCCGUCGACUCUAAUGGAUGGAAAUCGAGAAGAGACCUUUGCGAAAUUAAACUGGUCUAAAGAAAUGCUAAAAUAUAGAAUGUGUGGAAGGCAUUGAUCUCUAAUAAAUUCAACCAGUUAUUCAGAUAUCAUACAGAGCUUUGAAUAUACUAUUGAAUAUUGAAUAAUAUUCAUUUUGUGCGUCCUAUCUGAACCGGGUCUAUACAAAGAAGUAAAGCAAGAUUGUAAUUAUCCCUUAUUUGCUCUUGUAUGUCAUUUACGAAUUAACUUGAAUAUAUUUUUUAAUGUUAGGAAGAUAUAACAAAAAACAAACAAAAAACAAAAACAAAAUGAAGUGUACUCUAAAUAAACAGCAAAGCAGUUUAUUAUGAAACCCUUUGAAUAUCCAAUUUUAUUUGUGAUCUCUUUUCUCAUAAAAAUUAACACGCUGCUGUACCAGCCAACCAAAUACAUCGUUACAAACGGUGAUGUUAUUUUUUACGUUAUGGGGGCUGACAACACAUUUUUAACCAAUGAAAAUGCUUGUUACAAGCAAGGUUAGAUUAUAUGGCCCUGGUAAUUAAUGUUGAAAUACUUCUGAAUUGAUUUUUGCUGCUAGACCUUAUAUAUGAUAUAAAACAUUUUACCCGUUGUAACCCUUAACAACCUGAACAUACGGACAUGUAAGCAAAGGUUCAUGAAGAAAGAGAUUUAAUAAAAAUUAGGGGUUGGGAUUUCAAUUAGUAAUCAUCGCAUAUAGAUUUAUAUCUAAACUGUUUAAAUAUUCCAUUGUCAUAGCAAGAUAUACAAGAUAAACCUGAUAUAUAUUACUAUCAUAUUUAAAAUGUAUUUUCCAUAGCUUUGUCACUUAAACUACAUAAAUGCAGAAAAUAAAUCUAGAGUUUCAUUGAUAAGAAACAUGAUUAUCAAAUGGCGGGAAUUUAGAACUUUAAAUGAUUGAAGGAAAUAGACACACACACUCGGAUGUAGAGUCACUUCAUGCUUUGUACGAUUUGAAAAGUUAAUGCUUAAUCCUUCAUAGAAAAUAUAUCUGCGUCAAUAAGUGUUUAGUACAAAUUACUUGAACUUAUGCCCCGUUUCUUUGUUCACUAUCAACAUCACAUGACUUAUCAAGAGCUCAUCGUUUAAAAGAUUCAAUGUCCAAGAUAAAUGUUUCUAAACUUAAAAAUAUCAAAGGAAAGGGACAAGCAUUUCCUCUCGAAUUCAUAUCGUAUCAAAUACAUUUCGUAUAUUUAAAUUAAAGAUGACUGUCAGUUCGAAUGAUUCAGUAAAAACGGACCACUUUGGUUAAAUUCAGGUUGAUUUUCAUGUUUACUUUUACUGUAUAUGUGCUAUUCAUUUGUUUACUUUUUCUGUAUAUGUGCUAUUCCUCUGUUAACUUUUACUGUAUAUGUGCUAUUCAUUUGUUUACUUUUACUGUAUAUGUGUUAUUCAUUUGUUUACUUUUACUGUAUAUGUGCUAUUCAUUACAUGAUACGCAACAUAAGAGAAUUUGCGACGCCAGGAAGUGAUCUUCUAAAGAAAAUACAUCUAUCUAUUCAAUGAUCAAUAUGACGUCAAACGUGCUCGAUGCAUCUUGAUAUGCUUAGUGGUUCCGUUGUCACCACCCUGGUUUUACCUAGAUUUACAUGAUUGGCGUCGUCAUGUUACUGAAAAUUCUUACCCUUCCGGAACACCUGGUCUUGUAAUUAUGGUAAUCUUUAAGGAUCCUAUCUACUUGAUUCAUUUUGAUCUAAAAUUACGAUUUCGUUAUAACGUCAGCAUCCUCUUCCUUUUUUAUGACCACUUUGUGUUCUUAUAUAUUACAUUUUCAUGGUAACUUCUGUUGGAAGUCUUAUAUCUACCUAACUAAGUCUUAUAUACGACGUAGAUUUUUUUAUUUGUCUUAAUCAUACAUAACAUAAAAAUAUUGCCAUGCAAACAAAACUGUAAUUCUACUAUUUUCCUUAAGAUUCAGUAUUAGUAUAUAUAUAUAUUAGUAUGUAUAUUUCAGUUUAUAAAAUAAAUGCUACUCUAUAAACAAUGUACAAAAUGUACUUGUUUACCGUGUCGCAACCUUUAGAUAUACAUAUACCGACUGAUCCAUUUGUCAAGCUAUGAAUGAGAGAUUUAUUUUGUGAAGAUUUACAACGAUUUGACGAUGUUUGCAGGUAAACAAUAAAAAUCACACAAAAGAUUUUAUGUUGACUUUAACAAUAGGUGUUAUAUGCAUUAUUUACAUGGUACGCAACAAAACAAGAUUUCUGGACACCAGGAAGUGAUGUUCUAAACACAAUUAUCUCUUUACUCAAUGAUCAGGAAGGAGAUAUAUAUCUAACGGUCUCCCAUUGAAUAGACAUUUUAAAGUGGGGUUUUAAGAUGGAUGUUUACUCAAAUGCCUCAGUUAUGGCGGACAGACUUGAUAAGUGGAAUGACGCCCCGCCCUAUAUAUCCCAUAAUACCAUCCCUGUUUCCGUCAUUCUGAUGAUAUACUUGGUCAUAGGGAUAAUUGGGAACUCCAUCGUCAUUUAUAUACAUACUGUCCAGCUUCAGAAAAGCUGGGAAGAAAGAUUUUUCAUACCAGUUUUGGCUUUUGUUGACUUGAUAUCGUGUGUCGUAUGUACUUCCUUUAGUUUCUCAAUAAACAUGUUUCCUGUGAAAUACAGUAACGACAGCGCGUGCAAAGUAAUGUUUUUCCUCAACAUGACGUGCACAUUGAUGUUAGCAAGCAAAUAAUCAUGUUCUGGAAGAAAAUCGCCAUUGUUUGUGUCAUUGGGUCUCUUUAGUCAUGUCCUGGCCUUGUUUCCUGUUCUACGGCUCCAAAGAGGUUUACGAUGACCACAGCUACACACGAGGAUAUCGAUGUACAAGUAUCCGAGGCCCGUGGUCAACAGUUCAACCUCUUAUAUUCAAGGCGGCAUUGAUGCUCCUGAUUUUUACCAUACUCGUGUCGCUUGUGGUAUUUUACGUAUUGGUAGGAAGGGUCGCGGUUAAGCAGAUGAUCUUCCACAAACAGAGGAACUCCAAUUCCAGCACUUCCGACGAGAGGUCAGGUAAACGUAAGUCGCCGAAUUCAAAUUCCGUGAGUUUGUCAGAUACCACUGACGUAACAGUCACAAACAAUAUCUGUAAUUGACAAUAAGAACCAUGUGGAUCCUGAUAUCAUAUCACCAAGGGAAAUAAAUGGCAACCCAAGAACGACGAACUCUGAUUGCAAUGAAAAUGCACUUAUUCCUGAAUCGAACUACGUAUCAUCUUUGACAUCUAAAAAUGCACUCAAGAUGGAUCAAAUCACAACAAGAAAAGCAUGUCCCGCGAGGACAUCAGGAAUACGUCUCUCACAGAUCUUCAUACUGAUAACGCUUGUGUUUAUCAUUUGUUCUGUGCCAAAGCUCGGAAUGAUGAUUUACGAAUCUCAGAACGAGACGUUUUGGAUCGAGCUUUCGCCCUCUGAGCUAUCGGGCUACAGGUUCAUUUACACUUCCUUUAUCAUCAACAGCAUCAUCAAUCCCUUCAUCUACGGUUUCUUCGACCGCCGAUUCCGUAAAGAAGCGUAUUACUUGUAUCGAUGUUUCAAAUAAUUGGCAAUUCUUUGCGGAUAGCGUCAAGAUUUACCUUGGAACGUAGAAAUGUAAUAUAUUCUCCCAACAGCCACACACGAACUCUCUAAUAAUAAUCUGGCGGAUUAUAUCAUGUAUUGUGAAAAUACAAAAUUGAUCCUUA